CGACGAGGUGUGUAGUACAGCCGUGGUUCUAUGCAAACAUUCCACCAGAAGUCCUUUAGCCGCUUGCUGAAGUGCUCCGAGUCACACCCUUGAGUGGUGGGGGCGGUCCAGCGCACACGGCAAGACCGGGACUCUCCCUGCCCACGGGCUGCGAACUGUUAUACCGAUGUACCAGGCGAAAGAGAGCGCAACAGGUUUGGGAUGAAAAAGGUGACCUGUUCGCUCACCGUGCUGAGGCAAUCUGAUAUGCCCAUCAAUUGGAUCUUAUUGACGUUUUCGAGGCAUUAACUUUGGCAAGAUGACGUGUAUUGGAAUAAGUUUCCCGUGAUGUUUUGUCGCUAACAGUUACUCAGAAUGAGUGUUUAUGCUGAAGCUCUGUCUGAAGGUAAAUUCUGGACACUUGUUCUGCGAUUGUUACCAUUACUCUUCGUGAAAGCAGCAGUUGGCUCACCCGUAUCAAGGAUUGAUCGCGUUGAGACCGCCGCUGUCGAGGGCUUCCUGGAGAAAUAUGGCUAUCUGCACCAGGAAAACCACAGACACAACGCAGUGGAGGUCACCUCAGCGGUCAGGGAGUUCCAGUGGCUGUCCCACCUACCUGUCACCGGGCGGCUCGACCGGGCCACCCUGCAGCAGAUGACCGCUCCCAGGUGUGGAGUGGGGGACGAGGGCAGCCAGCGUGCCUGGGCCAGGCGGGUCAACAGCAUCUUCCUGGGUCAGCCGGCCACCAGCGGCCAGCACAGACGCAGCAAACGCUACAGCCAGCCAGGGGAGAAGUGGUACAAGCGGCACCUGACCUACAGGAUCGUCAACUGGCCACGCCACCUGUCCCCGGGGCAGGUACAGCUGGCAGUGCGCGCUGCCUUCCAGCUGUGGAGCAACGUGUCCGCCCUGGCCUUCCAGGAGGUGACGCAGGGCCCCGCCGACAUCCGGCUGGCCUUCUUCGAGGGCGAGCACAACGACGGCACGGGGAACGCCUUCGACGGCCCAGGGGGAGCUCUCGCCCACGCAUUCUUCCCUUGUCGCGGCGAGGCACACUUUGACAUGGCAGAGCGUUGGACGCUGAAUGGCCUCAAGGGACACAACCUGUUCAUGGUGAUCGCACAUGAGAUCGGGCACACUCUGGGGCUCGAGCACUCGCCUGUGCGCCACGCCCUGAUGUCACCUUACUACAAAAAGCUGGGCAAAGCCUUGGUGCUGAGCUGGGAUGACAUCACUGCUGUUCAGCAGCUCUAUGGAAAGCCCCCGAGUGGUCAGCUGGUCCGGCUCCCAGGCCGGGCGUUCAGCUCAGCUCUGCAGGACUGGGAGCUGUCCCAGGGGGCCAUGGGAGAUCCUGACUCUGCCCAGCCCCACUACUGCCAGGGAUUCUUUGAUGCCAUCACUGUGGACCAGAACGGCUCAGUCCUGAUAUUUCGAGGGGGGCUGUUUUGGACGGUUUCCGCCCAGGGAAAUGUGAGCACACCCGUACCCCUCCAGCAGCGCUGGCCGCAGCUCCCUCUGGCUAUAGAGGCAGCUGCCUUCUCACCGCUGGACAGCAAGUUCUACUUUUUCAAAGGCAGGCGAAUGUGGCGUUACUCCGGCAGCGAUCUGGACCCUGGCUUUCCCAAGCAGAGUGAGAAGGUGGGUCUCCCCAGACACCCAGACUGUGCCUUCUACUACGCCCCCCUGGGCCACAUGGUCCUAUUCAAAGGCUCACGCUACUUCGUGCUCAACCUGAGAACUCUGAGCCCAGAGCCGUACUACCCCCGCGCUCUGGCCGACUGGAGGGGCGUCCCUCGCGAGGCCAACGGGGCCCUCAGCUGGUCCGACGGCCAGCUCUACUUCUUCAAGGAGGAGCAGUUUUGGAGGUUUGACCCGGGAAAAGUUCGGGUGACAGGCCGUGGACAGUGGGCCGGAGAGCUGGAGUGGACUGGCUGCCGGAAGACUCAUGGGGCCAAUGACAUCCUCUGACCCCUAGGAGGAGCUCCACACCUAGGCUGAGGGUUUGGGUUUGGGUUACGUGCAAUUUGUACAGGUAUACAGGUCCCUGGGCUCAAUAUGUCCUCAAGACAUAACACAGGGGAUGCCUUCUCAUUCAUGAGGACUUGGGUUCUGUGUAAGUAGUCAGAUUCAUGACCAAUGAGUGGAAAUCCUUGUCAAUGUUUGUCAUAAUGUGACUUGGAAAAUCUGAAUUGGCAAUAUGGAAGUCUCAUAGUUAUUCCACACAGCCAUACAAAUAGAAGGAGUAUAGCAAAGGCAAUAAGAAAAAGUGUCAUGACACCCUGGUCCUCUAUGGAGAAAAUCCAAAAUGUGAUA
Messenger RNA from Megalops cyprinoides (Indo-Pacific tarpon), 2292 nucleotides. Its product is annotated as matrix metalloproteinase-28-like. The record is from RefSeq and is a predicted model, not a curated record. The transcript has 8 exons. Gene Ontology annotation, molecular function: zinc ion binding; metalloendopeptidase activity. Gene Ontology annotation, biological process: extracellular matrix organization; collagen catabolic process; proteolysis. Gene Ontology annotation, cellular component: extracellular matrix. Lineage: Eukaryota; Metazoa; Chordata; Actinopteri; Elopiformes; Megalopidae. The coding region runs from base 355 to 1947 and encodes 530 amino acids.